CGCACUUUGCACGCGACAGCUAUCUUAAUCUCAAAAAAAGUGAGAAGUGCAGUGGUGCGUUCAGUGCAUAUUCCAGAUCGACCAUUCCUAUUCUAUUCUAAAUUUCGUUCAUAUCUAUGCCUCAUCUGCAUCAGAAGUGCACGAAUCUCUUUAUUGAUCAAAUAUUACUCCAUAUUAUUCAAUGAUUUUCACGAAGUAUUUACGAAUGUUACUUUAUCAGUGCAUUUUAAGUGUAGAAAUCUGCAAGAGAUAAUAUGCAGAGGCGACAUCUUUCAAUCGUAUAAAAAAGAAGAUAUAUAUUAUUAAUUUGGAAGGUUUGAUGCAUCCGUGAAAGAUUGGGGUCCUCACGAUCGGAAAAUGGCACGCGGAUAGUAAGAAUUAUCAAGAAAUAUAAUUAAAAGUAUUCACGGCGAACGAUCGUAUCGAAUAACGAUGGCGUCGGCUUACAUUAAAGAUGAGCAAGGUGGAACGUUUAUCCCUGCUAGUCAACGCCCAGAUGGCACAUGGCGUAAGCCACGUCGUGUUAAAGAUGGUUAUAUACCACAGGAAGAAGUCCCACUAUAUGAAAGCAAAGGUAAACAAACAAAAAAUAAACCCAUAUAUCCAAUAGGUGCAAGUCCAGAAUUCAUUACUGAGCACAAAGCUAAACACGAAGCGCUACUAGCAGCCAAGAGUAAAUCUAUAUCUGGCGUACAAGUUAAAACAGAAGUUAAAAAGAAAAAGAAAAAAAAUAAAAAUAAAACAACCGAACGUAUAACAGAAGAGGUGGCUAAAAUUAAUAUCUCAGAACCAGAACAAAAGAAAGAACCAUUAUUACACAAUAACAAACUGCAUAUUAAUACAAAGUCAAUACCAAACGAUCAAACUCCAAUUCCAAAAUCAAAUGCCACAAAUCAAUUUGAUACCGCAAUACUAGAACCACAAAAAAGAUUAAAAAAUCUGAGGAAAAAAAUUCGAGAAAUCGAAACUUUGGAACAGAAAAUAAAAUCUGGAUUGUUAAAAAAUCCAGAAAAAGAAAUACUUGAUAAAUUAUCGAGAAAAGCAGAAAUCUCGAAAGAGAUAAAACGGUUAGAGGCAAGUCAAUAGAAAAAGGGGGUUGAAGAAAGUAUAUUUGCACACUCUCAUUGAUCAUCACUUUGUAGUUGUAUCUAAACCAAUGUGUGUUUCUUCAAUUUUAAAACAAUUUUAAUACAAUCUUACGCAAUAUCAUACUUUCAUCCUCUUUAUACAGUAAAGGAAUGGCAAUAUAGAAAUGUACAUUUAUAUCGAGAUUAAAAUCGAAUACUAAUGAAUAUAGCAACUAGAAUGUCACUGUGUGAAAGACC
Molecule: messenger RNA, 1325 nt
Organism: Colletes gigas
Lineage: Eukaryota; Metazoa; Arthropoda; Insecta; Hymenoptera; Colletidae
Gene: Pym
Product: partner of Y14 and mago
Exons: 3
Coding region: 433-1086 (217 amino acids)
Biological process (GO): exon-exon junction complex disassembly
Cellular component (GO): cytoplasm; exon-exon junction complex
Molecular function (GO): RNA binding
Source: RefSeq, a predicted model, not a curated record